GGGCCUGGUAGGCUGGUCCUCCCCGCUCCAUGGACGGAUCCAUACACCACGACUCCAUCGACCGUCCCGCGAGGCCGGUGCGCCGCUCGGUCCGAUGCCUGUGCCACCUGGGAAAGAUUUUAAAGAGCGCCGAUGUGACCAAGCGUUCCAAUGCAGCACGUCAGAUCCGGGAGCUGCUGUCCAUCGAGCUGCCGUCCGUCACCCAGGCCGUCGUCGACGCCGGAAUGGUGCCCCCAUUAGUCGAGCUGCUGAAGGAGCAUACGCGGCCGCGCAUACAGCACGAGGCGGUAUGGAGCCUGACUAACAUAGCAAGCGGCACGUCCGAGCAGACCGCGGCCGUUGUGGAUGCAGGAGCCGUCCCCGCCCUCGUCCAUUUAGUUUCGUCGCCCGACGACCAAGUCGCCGACCAGGCCACGUGGGCGCUGGGCAACAUGCAGGAGAGUCUGCCGCCUUUCGCGAUAUGGUUCUCGAGGCGGGGGGUCUGCUGCCGCUGCUGCAGCUGCUUGAUGAGAGCCAGGAGAAGAUGUUCAUCCUCGACAACGGCACCUUCCUGUUGGAGCACCUGUGCGGCACUAGGCCUCUCCCGGAGUUCGACAAGGUGUCGGCCGCUCUUCCCACCCUCGCCAACCUCAUCAAGGACCACGACAGCGAAAGGGUGUUGACUAGCGCGUGCUAUGCGCUGUCGUGCCUCAGCGAGGGAGGCCAUGAGAGCGUGGAGGCCCUCAUCCACGCGGACGGGCUGUGCAGCCGGCUGGUGGAUUUGUUGCAGCACGAUAGCGAUGAUGUGGUCACCAAGGCCCUCGAGGCAAUCGGCAACAUAGCAGGGGGUGAGGGGGAGGAGGAAUAGGGUGGCACGACGACGGACUAUAUGUGCGUGAUUUUUUCAGGGGAUGAUCGUCGAACGGAUGCCAUGCUUGGGUGCGGUGUGCUGGCGAGCCUUCCUCUGGUCUUGUCGCCCAAGAAGGGCAUCCUCAAGGAGGCGUGCUUCACCGUGUCCAAUAUCGCUGCAGGUAAAUCGUGUGCACAGAACCCUUCCCUCCACUCAUUCAUUCACUGUCGUGCUAUUCUUCUCUCUCGUUAGGUACGGUCCCCCAGAUGCAAGGGCUGAUCGACGCCGGCCUGAUCCCCCCAAUGGUCGCCGUGCUGGCCAGCGAUGAUGAGAUGAGGAUCAAAGAGCAUGCCGCCCGGGCCAUAGCUAACUUCCUUGCGGGAGGCACACCCGACCAGGUAGUGAACCAGACAGAGGGAUGGAACGCGGAAUGAGCGGGAGGGAAAUGGAUGGCACAGAUGCCUAUGAAAGCGAUGGAUGUGUCGUGUGUGCAGGUGCAGCAUGUAGUGCAGUGUGGGUGUGUGAACCCGUUCUGUGGGCUGCUGGACGUAAUGGACGACGACGUUAUGUCCGUCGCGCGAGAGGCUCUGCAGAGCAUCCUACAGUACGGAACACAGGUGCAUGCCCGGUGAUCCAUGCGCACCUUCCUUGUCUGCUCGUUCCUUCAGGGACUACCAGACCCUGUGCUCGACUGUCAGCGCCAAGACCAGGUGACACAGGCGCAUACGAUAGACCCAUAGGCAGCCAUUCUUUUCUGUCGUCCUGUCUCUGUCGCUUCUUACAUAUCAGGCUGACGCGUACCGCACUGCUGGAGAUGAAGACAUCGGCAGAGGUGCAAGACUUCAUGAUGCGCAUCAAGCAGGAGAGCGAGCGCCUCGACAAGCUUUAUGAUGCUGCUGUAGACACAGCCAGGGGAUGAGCAAAGCUAGACAAGCGAGCCAAACCACCUCUCUGCCGCACCCGUCGUGUGCGUCGGUCUGUCUGUCUGUCAGAUGCCCUCCUUCAUCCUCUCCCUCGAUUGCCGGCUCGUCGUUCCCCGAUCAGGACCAGCAGCUCCAGGCGGCCGCCAGCAAACUCUUGAACGAGAUAAAAGAGUCAGCAAUGCCGAACAACCACACGAUUUGGCGCCUAUGGUAGUGUGUGCGUGCGCGUGUGUGUGUGUGUGUGUGUGUAGGAUGGAGCAACACAUAUCGCAGCUGAACCCGCCCCUCGCUGACGCAGCCCAGGCCUUCAUAGCCAUGCGCGUGGAGCUCGACCAACUCAGACAGCAAGGCCCACACCGAGGGCCAAAUGUGGACCGUUUGUUGGCGCUGCAGGGCAACGCCAGCGGCAUCGAGGCCUUCAAGCUCGAGAUCCGCGCCACCCAGCAGCGACUGAGCCAGCUGCUGGGCGAGGCAGAGCAGCGCCAGGGCACCUGCGUCAUCUGCUUGGAGCGGCUGCCGACAGUCGUCUUCUUCCCGUGCCUGCAGAGGUGCAUCUGUGACCCGUGCUGGGCCGACAUGCAGCGACAGCAGACCCCAGCGGAGCCCCUCAAGUGCCCGGCGUGCAGAGGGGUCUCGAUCCACGCCAGCAACGUGGACCACAUCAAGACAACCUCAUGAGUGACCGACCGUCUGCUUAGCAUUUCAUGGCAUCCAUGGCUGAGAUGGGUCGCACACGCACUCUGCAGAUAGAUGCACAUGUGACGAAGGAGACAGUGG
Molecule: messenger RNA, 2529 nt
Organism: Vitrella brassicaformis
Lineage: Eukaryota; Vitrellaceae
Source: the annotation of a GenBank genome assembly